Molecule: messenger RNA, 674 nt
Organism: Cimex lectularius (bed bug)
Lineage: Eukaryota; Metazoa; Arthropoda; Insecta; Hemiptera; Cimicidae
Gene: mRpL18
Product: 39S ribosomal protein L18, mitochondrial
Exons: 2
Coding region: 102-599 (165 amino acids)
Biological process (GO): translation
Cellular component (GO): ribosome; mitochondrion
Molecular function (GO): structural constituent of ribosome; 5S rRNA binding
Source: RefSeq, a predicted model, not a curated record
UAUUAUGUGGGGCACAUCGAGCAACCUUUCUCUGCAUAAGGGGCACCUGUGCGGGCUUUGGCCCAAAAGCACGUUCCCGUGUGGCCAACCUGUCGGAAACAAUGUUUUCGUUGGUGUUACAAAGGAGUGUUUCAUCAAAUGUCGGUGAGUUUGUUUUCAACCGGAACCCAAGAAGUCUUGAAAAACUGCGCAUAGCUUUUAAACCCAAGGGUUGGCACCUGGAAAAACCUGGAAAAUCAUUUUGGCACAAGCUUACUUUUGAGAGGACUAGUAGGCACCUGACUUCGAGACUGGUUCACUUCAAGAAUGGCACUGUUUUAACAGCUUCGACUAAAGAGUGGGCCAUACGGAAGUUCCUCUACUCGACUGUCGAUAAGUCGGCAUACAUGAACCUCGGCAGAGUCAUGUCACAGCGAUGCUUACAGUGCGGGAUAACUGAAAUGAUCAACGACAAUUUGGAGGUCAAAAGUGACAAUUUGAAAUUGUUUUAUGAAGAAAUGGAAAAAAAUGGGAUCUCUUUCCAGGAACCUGAUGCCUACGUUAAUCCGAGACCUUCUGAUAUCGAGAGACCUGAAAAAUCAUGGGAAAUACACAUAUAAUUUUUCCCCUUGCUAGUGUGUAAAUACUUAAAAAUUACUUUUUAAAUAAAUAAAUUAGGUUUUUUGUUUUGUUUU